UGCACAACGUGUGUGUCCGUGUUUGACUGUGGACCAAGACGAAUGUGGUGAAUAGCAUUCAAUGACUGUGUUCUACCAUGGUUUACCUCACAACGAACAGAGUUCUUGGGAGUUUGCUGAUGCUGUUAUGGACAGAUGGUGUUGUCGCGAAAAAAAGGUACAGCGAGGGGAGGACCACAACUGAAAUUGUUGUGGGGUGCUGCAUCCUGGCAGUGUUCCUGCUGGUCGUGGCUGUCUGCAGCUUGUACUGUAAGUUUUGCACCAAGCGGAAGCGGGAAGAAUGGAAGGAGCGCAACAAAGUCAUCCCAUCAGAGAUACUCUGCAAACCGGAAGCGAAGGUGGUGGAAGAAAGAGUUCCUGCAAUUGACGUCAUUCCGCCACCAGUGGCGAGCGGUGAAAAGACCGACAAAGAUCCCAAUAAGGGUGCACCUGAUCAGAAGGACACACACUGGAGCGAUAAUAUUAGCGACACAUCGAACAUAUCUUUGUCGACUGAUCGAAAAGUGUUGAGUCCGAUUGAGGUAGCAUGAAUAAAAUUGUACAUGUUUUUAUGUCAUACGUGUCUUCAGGCAUUUCGGGAAUACCUUGCGUCAUCACUGAUUUUCAGUUAUCCAUUCAUAUACUUGUCAUCGCUAUUUUGCCAUUUAUGCAAAAGGGAAUCUGUUUCGGACGAUAAUCGAGACUGUUUUUCUCUGAGGUUGACGUUUGAUAUUAACUAAACUCACCUAAUUCUAUUUUUCCCCAAGUGCUGAAAUAAAAUUAAUAGUUAAAA
This is a messenger RNA of Haliotis rufescens (red abalone), 772 nucleotides long. RefSeq lists its product as uncharacterized. The record is from RefSeq and is a predicted model, not a curated record. Bases 78 to 530 code for a protein of 150 amino acids. The transcript has 3 exons. NCBI's taxonomy places the organism in Eukaryota, Metazoa, Mollusca, Gastropoda, Lepetellida, Haliotidae.